CUGCUGGGGCGCGCGGGGGUUUUGGGGGGGGCCUGCGCGCGGAGAACAGGCGUGCCCUCUGCUCCUAGCCCGCGGUCGUGGGAGCCGGGGCCGCCCCGCCGGUACCGCCUGUCCCCCUCUCCCCAACCCCCCGGGAAUUCACAAUCUUAACUUAAAAGAAAAUGUCUACUUCUAACGUUGCAGCAAGAGUGGAAACUUGGCUUUCAUCCACGUGGCAUGUUAAAGUUCCUUUGACAUGGCUGGAAGCAUGUAUUAGUUGGAUCCAGGAAGAAAAUAGUGGUAGUGACUUAAGUCAAGCUCAGAUUAACAGGCAGGUAUUCGAGCAAUGGCUUCUUACCGAUCUAAGAGAUUUAGAGUAUCCCAUUUUGCCCGACUGCAUUUCAGAAGCUCCCAAAGGAGAGUUGUCAGGCUUCUACUCCAUACAGAUUGAUUCACUAGUUGAUGUUAGCCAGCCAGCAUAUUUGCAGUUGCAGAAGCUAAGAGGGAAAAAUACUGUAAAUGAAGAAGUAACAGCCAGUACUCAGGCAUUCCAGAACCCCUGGGAAGCAAAGCCUACUCGAAUGCUGAUGCUGCAACUAACUGAUGGGAUACAUCAAAUUCAGGGCAUGGAGUAUCAACCAGUGCCUGUCCUCCACAGUAAUCUGCCUCCUGGCACAAAAAUCACUGUACAGGGUAUCAUUGCAUAUCGUCUUGGAGUCCUUCUGCUUAAACCAGAAAAUGUGAAACUGUUGGGGGGUGAAGUGGAUGCUCUUCUGGAGGAGUAUUCUCAGGAAAGAGUCCUUGCUAGAUUAAUUGGAGAAACUGAAAACCCUAAUUCAGUUGGACAAGCUGGUCAUGACCAAAUUGUUUCAAGGCCCGUGGAUGAAUUAGAACAAACUCUAGGCCCUUCGGAUGAAGAGCUUUUAGCCAGUCUUGAUGAAAAUAAUGAAUUUACUUUAAACAACAAAACAUCUUUAGAAAGUGGAUACUGCAGUAGAAGCAACAAUUUUAGUACAGCCUCAGGUUCACUGACUGCACACAAUGGAAAUGUUUUGCUAUGGGAAUCUGGAAGUCCUUUGCCUCAUUCAGAUGAACAAGUUUCACCUCCCAUAGCAUAUGCUGAUGGCUUUUUUAAUGACUUUCCUUUAGAAGAUGACUUUCUUCUAGAAGAAGAGAUGCAAAGAGAUGAAGUGCCGCCAGUGAACAUGAACAGAAACAUAGGUUUAAUUACUGAGGCACUUCCACAUACAUCUAAAAGCUCCUGCAAUUUAUCUUUAAAUGGCACUUGUGAAAAAGAUGAUGUGAAUGAAAGAGAUAAGCCUGUAGAGACUACCAGCAAGCAAAAGACUUUCGGAGGAACAGUAUUUGAUGGAAAUGGAAAUAGUAUGAGUAGCUUUUCACAGCACAAGAGCGCACAUCAGACCUGCAAUUCUGCAGAUUUUUCUUCGGAAAAUCUUGCUGAAGAAAGGCAGAAUGAUACAGACCUAGAUGAGAGCAGAUGUAAAUCCCAGCACACUUCUGAUAGCAGGCUGUUAAAUGAUGAUCCUGUAUUUUUCUCAAAAACUAAUCCAGAAGCAGAGUCACAGACCUUUCCUUGCAGAGCAGAAGAGGCAUGUUUAGAUUUAGAUUCUCCACCUUUCACAUAUAUUUCCCUUCUCCUUGCAAAAAACCUAGAAACUGUUACAAUUCUGAAAGUUAAGUGUUUUAUUGUUACUCUCACUGGAAAUCUCACAAGCAGCAAUGGGUCUUGGGGUAUAAAGGCAAAAAUUUCUGAUGGUUCAGCUUAUCUUGAAGUAGAUUUUGCUGAUGAUAUUCUAACAAGUUUGAUAGGCUUUUCAGUGUCUGAAAUGAAUAGGAUGAAAAAGGAUCCAGCUUUACAUCUGAAGCUUAAGGAUGGUUUAGAGAAAUGUCAAAAACAACUGAUAGAUCUCUGUUGUUUGAUGACUAUAGAGUUUAAUCCACUUCAGUCUAAAGCCACUGUAUUAAUUCUCCAGGAUGCUGAUGCAAGGCAUCUAGAACAAUUGAAGAAACGUUUGAAUAAAUAAAGUGUGCAAACUUGCAGACUGUAUUAAGAAACAUUUAAGUCAGAUUUCCCCUGAAGGACUGUUAAAAGUUACAUUUUAAGGUUAAGUGGUAUGUCUUUUCUCUUAUCAGGAAAAAUAAUGGAAAAGUGAAAGGAAGAGAUGACUUCUUGGAGCGAAACUUAGCAGUUUCUUUCUUAUGGUGAUAGUAUUGAAAUAAGCUUUCAAGUAUUUCUGUCUUAAUUUAAAAUACUUGUGUAUCAUUUUCAUUCUGCAAAAUCCUUUGUGUCCUUGACUGGUGAUCUGGAGUAGCAGAAUUUGACAUGAAAUGGUUAACAACGAACAAACAAUCUCGUUGUUAUACUUUUUCAAGGAUGAUUACUUACCUGAUUUUUAGAAGGUAGCCAUAGAAGACUAUCAGUCUUUUCUUGGAGGAAAGCAGUUGAGUAAAUUUAAACAAAGAAUUAUUGUUUCAGUGCAGUCACUUCUGACUAUGCCAGCCAGAAAACUUGAAUACAUAUUCAGUGUACAAAAACCUGAAGUGUAAAUAAAUGAAAUAUUUUCUUCUAAAUGUUCAGGUGUGGGGAGAAAAAAACCCCCAACCCUAUACAUAAAUGAGAUUAAAAGCUGUACAUUUAGAAAAAUCAAACAAAAAAAAAAAGCCAAAUAUUUAAAAAUCUUUUAUAAACAGAAAAGAAUUAUUAUAUGGGGAAUCUAUGUUUUGUCAUGUAAUGUUAAUAAUUGCUAAUAGUUUUGAAUCCACAGACAGUCUUAUUCAUUAACUCUUAUGAUUACUUGUCUAACCUUUUCACAAAGUAGUCAAAUAGUUGUGCUACAGACCUGUUGUAUAUGUAUAUUUCAUGUUGGUCUUAAUUUUGAUUAAUUACUUUUUUAAUUUCUGCUUUUAGAAUAUGUAAAAAUAAACAUAAUAAAGUUUUCAUUUAAACUUUGGUAGAAGCUGCUGAGUCAUUUCAGAAGAAAAAUAUACACCUUGUUGAGUGUAUAGAGUAUCAGUAAUGGUUUCAUUGGGUUUUUUUGUUCUUCCUUUUCCUUCUUCCCAUUCUUUUCUCUUGUUUUUUGUUUUUUUCUUUGAAAUUAGAAUAAUUAUUAAAAUUCUGCCAGGGGUAGUGGAUCAACGACAGGAGAAGUCUGCACAGUGUUGAUAGUGUUUGCAAAGAAUGUAAAAUUGGUAGCCAGGGGAGAGAUUUUUCAAUUGGACUGCCA
Grus americana (Whooping crane) is the source of this 3224-nucleotide messenger RNA. It is a transcript of the gene RMI1, whose product is annotated as RecQ mediated genome instability 1. The transcript is spliced from 2 exons. The record is from RefSeq and is a predicted model, not a curated record. Lineage: Eukaryota; Metazoa; Chordata; Aves; Gruiformes; Gruidae. Gene Ontology annotation, biological process: double-strand break repair via homologous recombination; resolution of meiotic recombination intermediates. Gene Ontology annotation, cellular component: RecQ family helicase-topoisomerase III complex; nuclear body. Bases 162 to 2024 code for a protein of 620 amino acids. Gene Ontology annotation, molecular function: nucleotide binding.